Messenger RNA from Poecilia latipinna (sailfin molly), 3048 nucleotides. It is a transcript of the gene hm13, whose product is annotated as histocompatibility (minor) 13. The record is from RefSeq and is a predicted model, not a curated record. Lineage: Eukaryota; Metazoa; Chordata; Actinopteri; Cyprinodontiformes; Poeciliidae. Gene Ontology annotation, cellular component: membrane; cytoplasmic side of endoplasmic reticulum membrane; lumenal side of endoplasmic reticulum membrane. Gene Ontology annotation, biological process: membrane protein proteolysis. Gene Ontology annotation, molecular function: aspartic endopeptidase activity, intramembrane cleaving. Bases 411 to 1709 code for a protein of 432 amino acids. The transcript has 13 exons.
AAUAACAUUUGAAAACUGAUCAUAUAUGUAGAUUUAACAAUAGAUAUUUUGAGUCACACUCCACACCAGUAAGUGACUUUAAACGGUAACAACAAAAACAAAAAAAAACACACUACCACAGUGAACUAUCUUGUUUCAGGAAACACAUCAGAGUGAGCCCUCUCCUCAGUUCCGCCCCUCUCUGGGGUCUGCUUUAGGAAACGUGGCCUUAGAGACGCUAGAAACGCAUCAGAGUGAGUCCUCUGCUGUCCUCCGCCCCUCUCUGCUUUAGGAAACGUGGCCUUACUGAGGUUUCGGCUGCUCCGGUAGAUGAAUGAGCCUCCCGCAGCGUCAGAUCCCUCUUGUCUCCGCCUGUCAGUUCCCGCCGCAUCCUUAGCAGCUCCCCUGUAGAACCUCCAUCCGGAACCGCCAUGGCAGAACCCGUCCCCGCGGCCGUCCCGAACGCCACGGACUCCAACGGGACCGAGGUGCUGAACGCCACGGCUAAAUUCGUGGCCACCCCGGAGGGAACGGCGCUGGCCUACGGCAGCCUGGUGGUCAUGGCCCUGCUGCCCAUCUUCUUCGGAGCCCUGCGGUCUGUCACCUGCUCCAAGUCCAAGGAACUCGGAGACGGUGGGUACGACUCUGGGUUCAGAAACUCUGCCGACGCCCCGGAGACCAUCACCAGCCGGGAUGCGGCCCGGUUCCCCAUCAUCGCCAGCUGCACGCUGUUCGGACUCUACCUCUUCUUCAAGGUGUUCUCCCAGGAAUACAUCAACCUGCUGCUGUCCGUGUACUUCUUCGUCCUGGGCGUCCUGGCUCUGUCCCACACCAUGAGUCCUGCCAUGGCCAGAAUCUUCCCAGAGUCGUUCCCCAACAAGCAGUACCAGCUGCUGUUCACCCAGGGCUCUGGAGAGUCCAAAGAAGAAAUAGUGAAUUAUGAGUUUGACACCAAGAACCUGGUGUGUCUGGUCCUCAGCAGCGUGGUCGGGGUUUGGUACCUGCUCAAAAAGCACUGGAUAGCCAAUAACGUGUUUGGCCUGGCGUUCGCGCUGAAUGGGGUGGAGCUGCUGCACCUGAACAACGUCAGUACCGGCUGCAUCCUGCUGGGGGGGCUGUUCAUCUACGACGUCUUCUGGGUGUUUGGGACCAACGUCAUGGUAACGGUGGCCAAGUCGUUCGAGGCACCGAUCAAACUGGUGUUUCCUCAGGACUUACUGGAGAAAGGACUGGAGGCCAGUAACUUCGCCAUGCUGGGACUGGGAGACAUCGUCAUCCCGGGCAUCUUCAUCGCCCUGCUGCUGCGCUUCGACGUCAGCCUGAAGAAGAACAGCAGGACGUACUUCUACUCCAGCUUCCUGGCCUACAUCUUCGGUCUGGGCCUCACCAUCUUCGUCAUGCACACCUUCAAACACGCACAGCCCGCCCUGCUCUACCUCGUCCCCGCCUGCGUCGGUUUCCCCGUCGUCGUGGCGCUCUGCAAGGGCGAGCUCACCGAGAUGUUCAACUACGAGUCAUCAGAGGAAGUCCUUCCUGCCUCUCCACGCAUCACUUCCUUCCCGACUGUCAGCGGCUCUCCUGCAAGCCUGGCUGCAUCCAUGGAAACCAUGGCAACCGGCUCCUCCCCCCGACACCGCCGUGUUCUGCCCACCUCCAUGUACGAGGAGUCAUCUGAGGAGGCGGAGCCUAAAGAGGAGUCAUCAGAACCUGAGAAGAAAAAGGACCAAUAGUAUUCGUCGCUGCCACCCUCCCACCCUGUUACAUUUCAUUAAUAAGCCCCCCCCUUCCUUAGGGGCGGGGCUUAUGUUGCCAACGUGUUUGUGUCUGGUCUCCAUGGUUACAGCUUCUAUGGUACCAUAUGAGGGGUGGAGUUUUGUUUCUGCUCGGUGCCUGACUCCUCCUCCUCGUCAUUGGAGCACAGAGCUGCUGGGGGGCGGGGUCAGGCGAGUGGGCGGGGCUUGUGUGUCUGGACCAGGAAGCCGUUAAGCCGGAGUUUCCUCAGCACGUCUCUGCUUCAUGCUUCUGUCCGCUCACCUUUACCUGCUUCAGUUUCACUUUGUUCUUGUAAAAACGUCACAGUUUUAAUGUUUCUGAAUGUUUACAGCUUUUCCUCCAAACAUCUGGAUGAAUCCAGGUGUUUCCUGUCAGAGCUGAGCGGUGAAAUCAAUUCAAACUUUUUAUUUCUGUAUCAUCACUUCAGCUUUUCCCCCAUUAACGUAAAACGGCUGUGACUCCGUCUGUCUGAGCUCUGAUGUGUUUAUUAGAUUUUAAGGGUCAGUUUUAUCAUUUUGAGUCAUUCUUUUUCUUCUUUUUGAACUUUGUUUUUUCAGACAGGAAGAAAAAUGCAGAAAAUCACCAGAUUGUUGAGAUGAGGGGUGAAAAUGAACUUUAUUUGGAAGGUUAAGGGAUCAAAGUUUCUCCUAGAUCUUCUCUGCAGCUGCAGGAAGCAGCGACCCCGCCCCCUCAUUCUAAAAUCUGAUUGGUUGUCAGACUGGAGGAGGAGGAGUCAGGUCAGCCAAUCAGGGGAUUUCAGCCUCGUUCUGAUUGGUUGACAGGAGAUAAAGGACAAUAUUUACUGAUGCAGUUUUCUGUCAUAUCUUAAAAUAUUUGAGGAAAGUUGAAUAAGUGUAAACAUUAAAGGAGAGCUUUAGUUUUGUACAACAUGUAGAAAUGAGUCCAGAGGCGCUCAAACUGCUGGACUGCUCAGAACUACAUUUCCCAUCAUGCCCAGGCUUUGACAUGUAAAUCAGGUGAUGUGGAAAGGUCUAGAAAGACUUUAUUUGACCCUCUGAGCUGCAGAUUCUCAGCUUUGCGUUAAUAUUUCUGUUGUGAUCGAUGGUUGACGCUUUAUUAUUGACAGUUUUGUAUUUUGAUGUAAAUCCGAUUGGUUCUAAAGUCCCGCUUGUAUCCGGCUCCGUGGAGUUCAGUAGCCUUCAUAGAGUUUAACUCUGAGAUGUUUUUUUCUUUUUCUUCUUCUCUGUAUCUGAGCGCAGUCGCUUCUCGGCCCAACUGUCUGUUGGAUUUGCAAUAAACCUUCUGGUGGUUUGGUCACAAACUGGAGAAGCACAA